This is a messenger RNA of Chinchilla lanigera (long-tailed chinchilla), 3052 nucleotides long. RefSeq names its product thrombopoietin (gene Thpo). The record is from RefSeq and is a predicted model, not a curated record. Gene Ontology annotation, biological process: cell population proliferation; positive regulation of hematopoietic stem cell proliferation; positive regulation of ERK1 and ERK2 cascade. Bases 1698 to 2756 code for a protein of 352 amino acids. Gene Ontology annotation, molecular function: hormone activity; cytokine activity. Gene Ontology annotation, cellular component: extracellular region. The transcript is spliced from 6 exons. NCBI's taxonomy places the organism in Eukaryota, Metazoa, Chordata, Mammalia, Rodentia, Chinchillidae.
CGCACGGAGGGGAGGAGAGGCGGGCCUGAAGCCCCCCUCUGCCGACAGCCACGGGUGGAUAGACCAGGAGAUGUGUGUCCAGCCUAAAACGGGAUCCUCAGGCCGGGGAGGGGCAGAAGUUGGGCCUGAGGCCUGGACCGGUCACUUAGGCGAGGACCCGAUCCCUGCCUGAAGGAUGAAGACUUGUCUUUAAGGCCGACAGCUGAUCCUUCCCUGACAGCACCCUUCUUCCUUUGGCCCUGGCUCUCACGCGUUCACAUCCCUCCUGAGGAUGCCUGCGCCGUAGAGCUCCCGGGACAGGGACUUGUCAGAAACAGGCAGCCUUUCCCCCUCGGUGAGGUGACUGGGGUUUUCUUCUCCAAAGUAACUUGUCCUCAAAGCUAUUCAACCAUCACCCCUCACUGCCUCACCCUCUUCCUUCACCCCAGGACCGUCUUCCCCUCCAGCCCACCCCCAACCUCCUUUGUCCUGGUUUCUGGUCAUAUUCCCUGUCCCCUCCCACCCCACUCCCCCACCAGCCUCCCAGCUAUCCCAGCACCCUCCUUCCUAAUCUCAGGAGGCAUCUCGUCUGGCUGAACUGGAGAAUUCCGGGAUCUAGGCCAUCCUCCAUAGCAGACAGCCCCAUCCCUGGGAUGAGGAACAGGAGAGAGCUUGGGAGGAGGCGGGGUGGUGUCAGGAGCCCCGAAGACUGAGACUGUGGGGAGCCUGGGACUAAGGGGAAGGCCAAGGAGCCAGAGGCAAAGGACGAAGGCGGCCAGCAGGAGGUAUUAGCUGGGGGAGGCCAGCAGCGGUCUUUUCUGAGACAGGAACACAUGGGCACAGAGGCAAGUGGCCUUAGCUGUCCAAGCCCCUGGGCCCCAGCAGGUCACCUGGCCAGCACAUAGCUUUCACCUUCCAGUCCCCUCAAACUGACUGCGCCCUUGUCCUAUAACGUGAGCCCUCACAAAGAGAUCGCUCUGUACAAUAGACAAUACCCAGAUUUCCACGCAGAAAAGAGGAAUGACAAGAGGCUCUCCUGGGGUGGGGUGGAGUCCUGUUGGAUUUUGACAGCAGAUGUGCUGUCCAGGGAAAAGAAAUUUGGAUAGCCAGGAACUGAAAACCCCACCAAUCUAAAAUAAGACCUCCAUGGCUCUUCCCCAGGGAUAAACACAUACUGCCAGAUCUCUCCUGGACAAAACCUCUGCUCCCUUUCCCAUCUCUUCCCCAGCCAGGUCCCAAGAUUCCAGCUCCCCGGGAAAAAAAGGAUCCCCCUAUGUAGAUCUUCCCUGCGGUGUGUGUGGGUGGAGGAGCUGGGCCUCAUUAGUGGACCAUGGUCCAGGGCAGGGGAUCCAGGCCCAGCACGGGUAGGAGGAGAAGGCGUCACUUCCGGGGGCCUUCACCAGUGUCUGGUGGCUCUCUGCUCUCUGAUUGGGCAGACGUGGCCGGGUCAGACGUGUGACCCCACUGCUGUGGAAGGGCUGUGCCCCAACGCCACAUGUCUUCCUAUUCAUCUGCUCUCCAGAGAGCUGUCCACUGUGCACCUGGGCCCUUAAGCCCUUCUCUACCUGGACAGAUUCCAGACCUCUUCCUCGGCCCACCUGUGCCCCACCCCACUCUGCCCAGAAGUGCAAGAGCCCAAGCCGCCUCCAUGGCCCCAGGAAGGACUCGGGGGAGGGGUCCCAUAAAGGGAGCCGCUCCAGCCAGACACCCCAGCCAGAAUGGAGCUGACUGAUUUGCUCCAGGUGGUCCUUCUUCUCCUCACUGCAAGACUAACUCUGUCCGGCUCAGCUCCACCUGCCUGUGACCCCCGGCUCCUAAAUAAACUGCUUCGUGACUCUCACGUCCUUCAUAGCAGACUGAGCCAGUGCCCAGAAGUUAACCCUUUAUCCACACCCAUCCUGCUGCCUGCUGUGGAUUUUAGCUUGGGAGAAUGGAAAGCCCAGACGGAGCAGACCAAAGCACAGGACAUUCUAGGAGCGGUGACCCUUCUACUGGAGGGAGUGAUGGCAGCGCGGGGACAGCUGGGACCCACGUGCCUCUCAUCCCUCCUGGGACAGCUUUCUGGACAGGUCCGCCUCCUCCUUGGGGCCCUGCAGGGCCUCCUGGGGACCCAGCUUCCUCCACAGGGCAGGACCACAGCUCACAAGGACCCCAACGCCAUCUUCCUGAGCUUCCAGCAGCUCCUCCGAGGAAAGGUGCGUUUCCUGCUGCUUGUAGGAGGGCCCACCCUCUGCGCCAGGCGGGCCCUGCCCACCACCGCUGUCCCAAGCAGUCCCUCUCUGUUGCUCACACUAAACAAGCUCCCAAACAGGACUUCUGCGUUGCUGGAGACGAACUCCAGCGUCUCAGCCAGAACUACUGGCUCUGGACUUCUGAACAGACGGCAGGGAUUCGCAGCCAAGAUUCCUGGUCUGCUGAAUCAGACUUCCAGGUCUUCAGACCGAAGCCCUGGACACCUGGACAGGACACCAAGACCCUUGAACGGAACUCAUGGACUCCUUCCUGGAGCUUCAGCCAGGGCCCUGGAAGUUCCAGCCAUUCCACCUGGAACUUUGGACACAGGCUUCCGGCCACCCCACCUCCAGCCCGGAUACUCUGCUUCCCCAGCCGCUCCUCCUGCUGGGCAGUGCACACUCUUCUCUCCUUCGCCCACCUUGCCCACACCUGUGGUCCAGCUCCACCCCCUGCUUCCUGACCCUUCUGUGACAGCCAACUCCAGCAGCCCUCCGCUACCCACAUCCCACCCUCACUCCCAGAAUGCAUCUCAGGAAGGGUAAGGUGCCCACGCACAGCCACACGGGAGGGCUCUGCCCGGCACCUGCAGCUCUACCCGAUGCCCUGCUUUUACCUGCAAGCCGAAGCGCUGGCAGAGGGGGAGGCCCAGGACAGAGAUAUUUUUUUUUAAGCUAUUGACAAUAUGUAUUCAUCAGAGCAGCUAGUUAUCUUUGGUGUUUUCUGUGUAAUUUUGCAAAUCACUAAUUAUCGAUGUGCUCUUUUUCAUGGUAACACUACAAAGGCUUGGCCUGGCCUGCCUGGUCCUUGAAUAGAGGUAGAUUAACCUUGUGUCAGAAAA